Messenger RNA from Ochotona princeps (American pika), 1955 nucleotides. RefSeq names its product SH3 domain containing GRB2 like, endophilin B2 (gene SH3GLB2). Gene Ontology annotation, cellular component: cytoplasm; membrane. The coding region runs from base 119 to 1447 and encodes 442 amino acids. Gene Ontology annotation, molecular function: protein binding. The record is from RefSeq and is a predicted model, not a curated record. Gene Ontology annotation, biological process: membrane organization. The transcript has 12 exons. Lineage: Eukaryota; Metazoa; Chordata; Mammalia; Lagomorpha; Ochotonidae.
UGGGCGGCUGGGGCGGCGGGCCAGCGCCAGGGACGGCGCGGGCAGCAGGUGGGCGGGGUGCGGGCGGGGUGCGGGCGGCGGCGGGGCCCGGGGCUGCCGGCUGCGCUCGGGCCGCGCCAUGGACUUCAACAUGAAGAAGCUGGCUUCGGACGCCGGCAUCUUCUUCACGCGGGCCGUGCAGUUCACAGAGGAGAAGUUCGGCCAGGCAGAGAAGACGGAGCUGGACGCCCACUUUGAGAACCUGCUGGCCCGGGCAGACAGCACCAAGGGCUGGACUGAGAAGAUCCUGCGGCAGACGGAAGUGCUGCUCCAGCCCAACCCCAGUGCACGCGUGGAGGAGUUCCUGUAUGAGAAGCUGGACAGGAAGGUCCCCUCGCGGGUCACCAACGGGGAGCUGCUGGCUCAGUACAUGGCGGAGGCGGCUGGCGAGCUGGGGCCCACCACCCCCUAUGGAAAGACGCUGCUCAAGGUGUCCGAGGCCGAGAAGCGCCUGGGAGCGGCUGAGAGGGACUUCAUCCACACAGCCUCGCUCAGCUUCCUCACGCCGCUUCGCAACUUCCUGGAGGGGGACUGGAGGGCCAUCUCGAAGGAGAGGCGGCUUCUACAGAACCGGCGUCUGGACCUGGAUGCCUGCAAGGCCCGGCUGAAGAAGGCCAAGGCUGCCGAAGCCAAAGCCACGACGGUGCCCGACUUUCAGGAGACUAGACCUCGUAAUUACAUUCUCUCGGCCAGCGCCUCCGCGGACACUGCCCACCCCCCUCCCCGGGCCGAGCGGAAGGAGCAGCAGCCUGGAGGGUGGCGGCCGCCCUGUGGCUUGCUUUGGCCACUGGUCCCCAGUGUGACCCAGGCCCGAGGCUGCCUUUCCCUGCCGGAGGACAGACAGCUCUGGAAUGAUGAGGUAGACAAGGCUGAGCAGGAGCUCCGAGUGGCCCAGACCGAGUUUGACCGGCAGGCAGAAGUGACCCGUCUGCUGCUGGAGGGAAUCAGCAGCACCCACGCAAACCACCUCCGCUGCCUGCACGAGUUUGUCAAGUCGCAGACAACCUACUACGCACAGUGCUACCGCCACAUGCUGGACCUACAGAAGCAGCUGGGCAGAUUUCCAGGCACUUUUGUGGGCACCACAGAGCCAGCAUCCCCACCCUUGAGCAGCACCUCGCCCACCACUGCUGCAGCCACCAUGCCCGUGGUGCCUUCAGUGGCCGGCCUGGCCCCUCUGGGGGAGGCCGCACUCUGCCUGGAGGAGGUGGCUCCUCCGGCCAGCGGAACCCGCAAGGCCCGAGUACUCUACGACUACGAGGCAGCUGACAGCAGUGAGCUGGCCCUCCUGGCUGAUGAGCUCAUCACGGUCUACAGUCUGCCUGGCAUGGACCCUGAUUGGCUCGUCGGUGAAAGAGGCAACAAGAAGGGCAAGGUCCCUGUCACCUACUUGGAACUGCUCAGCUAAGCAUUCCCUCCCGGCCUGGGCAGGAGAGCACACGGAACAGCCCAGCCACCCAGGCCCCUGGUCAUCUUGCACAGAGGGAACCAGAGGCCCUUCUGCCAGUCCCGCUUCUGACCUGUGGUUCUGGAGCUCGGACCCUGCCUGUACCCCAACACCCCAACCCCCCCAGCUCCUGCUACGGAGGGAGGGGCCCUGGCACUCAAUGGAGCAGCUGUCAAGCACCUAGGAAGUUGGGGGAUGGAGGGGCGAGGGCAUUCUUGUUUGCCAAAUGCUGAGAAGGAAAGCGGCAAGGCUGCCAGUGCUCCCCAGGAAGGGACAGCCCCCGGGAGGGGACAGCCUGGCAGGAGACAGGCUGGGUUGGGCCGGAGCCGGCCCCUCCCCCACCUCACAGCGCACGCCAAGCUGGCAGCUGCAGCCUUGGCCUCUUCACUUUUUACCGGAUGUUUUUACUUCUGCCUGUCUGCUUGCUCUCAGCUGAUGGCAAAUAAUAAACCAUCCUCCGUGUGCAAGU